Ixodes scapularis (black-legged tick) is the source of this 1224-nucleotide messenger RNA. Its product is annotated as hydroxyacid oxidase 1-like. Bases 1 to 1224 code for a protein of 407 amino acids. The transcript has 9 exons. The record is from RefSeq and is a predicted model, not a curated record. Gene Ontology annotation, molecular function: oxidoreductase activity; FMN binding. NCBI's taxonomy places the organism in Eukaryota, Metazoa, Arthropoda, Arachnida, Ixodida, Ixodidae.
AUGUGCAGAUCACAUCGCUUGGGCCUGAUUGGUGUAUACUUGAACGCUAAGCCGAAUAGCAGUAGAACGGUCGAGUUAAACGUUACGAGGAUGUCUGCUGCGAGUGAAGAUGACGUGGUGGUUACGAUCGAAGACAUCGAGCGACUCGGAACCUCUAACUUUAAUGCAACCGGCCGGGCCUUUUACAACAGCGGUAUCGGACUGGAGCAGACACUUGGGGAGAACGUCGCGGCUUUCUCCAGGCUGCGCCUGCGGCCGAGAGUACUCCGCAAUGUAGCUCAAAGGAGGAUAGAAGUAACCCUCCUGGGAGACCAGAAGCUGUCCAUGCCGGUUGGAAUCUCUCCAACGGCGUUCCAAAAAAUGGCACAUCCGGACGGAGAAAUUGCCGUAGCGAAGGCGGCCCAGGCUGCUGGAACACUCAUGACGCUGAGCAGCUUCAGCAACGACUGCCUCGAAGACCUGCAGCGAGGAGCUCCAGGGGGACUCCGCUGGUUCCAGCUGUUCUUGUUCAGGGACAGGGAGUUCACUAGGGACCUCGUGAAACGCGCUGAAAGGUCCGGCUACCGCGCCGUCGUGCUCACCGUCGAUAUGCCCGUGAGAAAGACGCCUGACUUUGCCAAGAUGUCAGACUUCUGCAUACCGGAACACGGCAACUUUUUGGGAAUCUCCAGGCACGAAGACGCAAACCCAAAAGUGGCGGGCUAUGAUGACCUCCACGAUCCUUCCGUCACCUGGGCGGACGUCACGUGGUUGAGAAGCAUCACGAAGCUACCUGUGGUUGCCAAAGGAAUUUGUACAGCCAAAGAUGCAGAGGAAGCCAUUCACUACGGAGUUUCAGCGAUAUUGGUUUCUAAUCAUGGAGGAAGACUCCUGGAUGGAUUACCUUCGACAAUCGAAGCCCUCCCUGAUAUCGUGAGUGCAGUCCGUGGCCGAGUCGAGAUCUACAUUGACGGCGGAGUCCGUCGAGGCACUGACGUGGUCAAGGCGCUGGCUCUCGGAGCCAAGGCAGUGUUUAUUGGACGCCCAGCCCUCUGGGGGCUAGCGUACAACGGUGAAGCGGGCGUGCGCCAGGCGCUCGAAAUCUUCAGGGAGGAGCUGGACCGGGCUCUCGCAUUGAUGGGAUGCUCUUCUCUCGACCAACUGCGACCCGAAAUGGUUGUUCACCAAAGUUAUUUCUACCGGCUGCCGCAGACAGAGGCACGGAUUCAAAAUGCCUGCCACUAA